CUUUGAGCGGCCGCCAUGGGGCAGGAGCCCGGCGGCGGGGCCGCCGUGGGGCGCCCCACGGCGCCGGGAAAGCCCUUGGAUUUUGGGGACGGGCGGGCGUUUCGGUUGAAGAGCGGGCGGGAGCUGGCGCGGGCGCUGCUGGUGCUGCGGCUCUGCGCCUUCCCCCCGCUGGUGCGGCACGCCGGCGCGAUCCUGGCGGUUUCGCGGCGGGUCCUGGGAGCACGGCUGUGGGGCGGCCUGUUGCGGGCGACUUUCUACGGGCAGUUCGUGGGGGGCGAGACCCCCGACGAGGUGGUGGCGGCGGCGGGGCGGCUGCGCGCCGUGGGGCUGCGCCCCAUGUUGGCCGUCCCCACCGAGGAAGACGUGGGGCAGGAGAAAGACGGGGAGGAGUGGUACGAGGCCAACUGUGGGGCGGCGCUGGAAUGUGUGGGGCUGGCGGCGGCCACCGGCCCCCACCCCAUGAUGCAGGUGAAGGUGACGGCCCUGAUGAGCGCCCGCCUCUGCGCCCCCGCCUUCCCCUGCCUGACGCCGGAGGAGAACCGGCACUUCGGGGUCGCGCUCCGGCGCUUGGAGGCGGUGGCCGGGCACGCGGCCGGCCGCGGCGUGAGGGUGCUGGUGGACGCGGAGCAGAGCUACGUCAACCCGGCGCUGAGCUUGGCGACCUUGGCCUUGAUGACGCGGCACAACCGGGGGUCGCCGUGGGUCUGGAACACCUACCAAGCCUACCUGCGGGACGGGCGGAGGCGGCUGGCGGCGGACGCGGCGGCGGCGCGAGGGCGCGGCGCCUGCUUCGGGGCCAAACUGGUGCGCGGGGCGUACCUGGAGCUGGAGCGGCGGCGGGCGGCCCGGACGGGGGGCGCCGACCCCGUGCACUCCACCUUGGACGACACCCAUCGCAGCUAUGGGGAGUGCCUGGAGGUGGCCCUGGCGCUGGCGGCGCGGGAGGGCGAGGCCGUGGGCGUCAUGGUGGCCACCCACAACGAGGCGUCGGUGCUGCGCGCCGCCCGGAGGAUGGAGGAGUUGGGGAUCCCCCGUCAAGGCGGCGGCGUCUGCUUCGGGCAGCUCUUGGGCAUGUGCGACCACGUCUCGCUGGCGCUGGGGGAAGGGGGUUACGCCGUGUACAAGUCGGUGCCGUACGGGGCGGCGGAGGCGACGCUGCCCUACCUGGCGCGGCGGGCGCAGGAGAACCGGGGGGUGCUGGGGGGGGCCCGCCGGGAGCGGGGGCUGCUGGCCCAGGAGCUGCGGCGGCGCCUGCUGCGGCGGCCAUGAGACCCCC
Molecule: messenger RNA, 1276 nt
Organism: Phalacrocorax carbo (great cormorant)
Lineage: Eukaryota; Metazoa; Chordata; Aves; Suliformes; Phalacrocoracidae
Source: RefSeq, a predicted model, not a curated record